Molecule: messenger RNA, 2103 nt
Organism: Aureococcus anophagefferens
Lineage: Eukaryota; Pelagophyceae; Pelagomonadales; Pelagomonadaceae
Exons: 2
Coding region: 1-2103 (700 amino acids)
Source: RefSeq, a predicted model, not a curated record
AUGCAGCGCGACUCGGCCGUGCCGCGGCCGAUCCAGCGGAACAUCAAUGCGACGGCGGCGGACCUGGACAUGAACUGGCGGCGCGGGGCGCCGGCGCCGGCGCCGGCGCCCGCGGCGCGGCCCCCGGCGCCGCGGCUCGCGGCGCCGAAGGAGAGCCCCUGGGGCGCCGUGCCCGCGGCGCCCGCCGCGGACCUGCGGUCUGGCGGCGGCGGCGGCCCGGCGCCGCGGCCGGCGGCGGAGCGCGCGCCCGCGGCGCGCGCGAGCGCGCGGGGCAGCCGCGGCGCGCGCGAGGGCGGGCGGCCCGGCCGCGAGGCCGGCGGCGCGGCGCGGCGGGGCGGCGACGCCCCCCGCGCGUCGCCGGAGCGGCGGCCGCGCGACGCGCCGCGGCCGCCGCCGUCGCCGCCGCGGCCGCCGUACGUGCCGCCGCCGGCGCCGUGGGCCGGCGCGGCGCGGGCCGCGCGGCCCGCGGCGGCGCCGACGCGCGACUUCCCGACGCUCGGCGCGGCGCCGCCGCCGGCGCCGCCGCCGGAGCCGCCGCGCGCGGCGCCGCCGCGCGCGCCGGAGCCCGCGGCGCCGCGCGACCGCGCCGUCGCGCGCGGCGCCGCGGCGCCGCGGAACCCCUGGGGCGCGCCCGGCGGGCCCGCGCCGCCGGCGCCCGGCGGCGACUUCCCGGCCCUCGCGCCGCCGGCGCGCAAUUCGCCGCCCGUCGUCCUCGCCGCGCUCGACAAGCCCGCGGGCGCCGGCUAUCUGAAGCCGAAGCCGCAGGCGAACUUCGUCGUCUUCGACGUCCUCACGAGCAAGCUCAGGCAGAAGGCGCCGCGCGGUAAGAAGGCGCCGGAAACACCGAAGCCGGCGCCGGCGCCGGCGCCUAAACCGCCCGGCGCCGACGACGACCGGCCCGCGGCGCCCGACAAGGUCCGGAAGAAGAAGCUGAGCUCGCUGAAGAAGCGCAUCCUCCUCGAGCGCGCGGAGCGCUGGUACGAGCUCCACCCCGAGGCGCGGCCCGCGCCGACGAUCCGCGACGAGGCGACGAGCGGGGCCUUUGCGGACGCGACGGGCGUCGGCCGCCGCUUCGUCGUCCGCGUCGACAACGUCGCGACGCGCGGCGAGCUCGAGGACGCCGAGGAGCGCGACGAGAUCCUGCGGGACGUGGGGUGCCUCUGCAGCCACCUCGCGCCCGUCGUCGCCGUCGAGGUCGCGCCCGCGGCCGCCGGGACGGCGGACGACUUCGCGCCCAUCGACGUGUCGUUCGCGGCGCGCGACGACGCGGCCGCGGCGCUCGCGGGCCUCGAGCGCCGCGUCGUCGGCGGCGUCGCCCUGCGCGCCGCCGAGCGGCCGCCGUCGCCGCCGCCGGACUCCAUAUCGACGGCCGCGCGCGUCUUCGGCGCGCUCGACGCCGACGACGCGGCCGACGCCGACGCCGUCGACGAGACGCGCGACGAUCUCGCGCGGCUCGCGGAGGCCUACGGCCCCCUCGCGGCGCCGCCGCGCCUCGAGCCGUCGCGCGUCGCGGCCCUCCGCGGGUGCCUCGACGCGGUCCUCGACUUCGGCGACGCGCGCGCGGCCGCGCGCGCCGUCGCGGGCCUGGGGCGGACGACGAUCGGCGGCGCGACGCUCCUCUGCGACGUCGAGCCGGGCUCGACGCUCGCCAAGUCCGUCGACGAGAUCCUCGCCGCGGCGCGCGACAUGGGCGUGCCCGUCGUCUUCGCCCUCGGCAAGCGCAAGCUCGGCCGCGCGCUCCGCAAGUCCGUCGGCGUCUCCGCCGUCGGCGUCUACAGCGGCGACGGCGCCUACGACGAGUACCGCGCGGUCACGAACCGCCUCAAAGAGCUCCAGCGCGACCCGGCCUGCGCCGUCGACCCGGCCUUCGUCCAGGAGCAGCGCCAGCGAGGACGCGGCGCCGAGCCCAAGCCCGACGGCGCGCCGCCGCGAACCGACCAGGCCGACGCGCCGUCGGCGAAGCGGCCCCGCGGCCGCCGGAAGGCCCCCCAAACGCAGCCGGCGAAACCGCCGGCCCCGUCCUUCGACUUCCAGCCGCCCCUGCCGGGCGCGGCCCAGCAGCCGCCGCCCCAGCUCUGGCCCGCGCCCUACGUCGCCUUCUGA